AUGUCUGAAGAAAAAGUCAGUCGGCCGACUGCAGAGAUUCGGGCCGCUAAUCGGCUUCAUAUGGUGCCUGAGGAGCGGUUAAUUUUAGGGGUGCUCAUGGCAGGUGGCUAUGGACUGAUGCAUGGGUUAAUUAGAGGAGCCAAGCGGUCUAGUUUGGCGUAUCUGGCCGAGAACGCUCACCGGUUACCGAGAACGCGGGGGACAUGGUAUUUCUUCCACAAACGAAAAAAUUAUGUGGUCAUGAAGCAAGGAAUGAAUCUGGGCGCCAAGGUUGGUUUCAAGUUCGCCUCGGUGACUGGACUUUUCCUUUAUUCAGAAGCAUACAUUGACGAGCUUCGAGGGAAAAUUGAUUUAUUAGGCACCGUAGGUGCUUCCACAAUUACUGGUCUUGCAGUAGUAGCAGUAAACAGGCUCCCUCUCCGGCAGGCCGCCAGAUCAAUCCUUGGGUUCAUGCUGUUCGGAGGAGUGGUUGGCGGCAUACAGGAUCUGAUCCGAGCAGGACGGAAUUUCAAGGACGCAGAACCCCCAUCAGAAAACUAA
This is a messenger RNA of Wickerhamiella sorbophila, 540 nucleotides long. RefSeq lists its product as hypothetical. Lineage: Eukaryota; Fungi; Ascomycota; Dipodascomycetes; Dipodascales; Trichomonascaceae. The record is from RefSeq and is a predicted model, not a curated record. The coding region runs from base 1 to 540 and encodes 179 amino acids. The transcript has a single exon.